GGAACAAUCAAUCAAUACACCUAUCGAGACCCAUUACUUCAGAUCAAAACCGUACCCCGAGUCCUCCUUGUCCUUCCAGUACCCCCAGUCCUCCUGGUCCUCCCAGUACCCCCAGUCCUCCUGGUCCUCCCAGUACACCCAGUCCUCCUAGUCCCCCCAGUCUUCCCAGUUGUUCCAGCCCCACAAACAGUGGCCAGAUGCUGCCGGCCUCCAUCCAGAUCACUGGGGAGAUGUUGUCGGCGGCCGAGGUUCAGGACAUCUGUGAGAGUCUAAACGAGGAUGGCGUCCGCCUGUUGUCUGUUCGUGGCUGUCAGCUGUCAGACCGGGACUUUGGACGGGUCUGCCGCAGCGUUGCCGAGUCGCACUCUCUGGCUCAACUCAACCUGAAUCUGGGUGUGGUCUCUAGCAUCAGCCGCACACGUCACCUGGCAGACGCUCUGAAGACCAACCGGUCUCUGCAGACCCUGUUCCUUCAUGGUAGCCCACUACUGGACGCAGGCCUGGUAACCUUGAACCCAGCUCUGUCCACCCACCCGGCCCUGGUUUGUCUGGAUCUGGGAGACUGCAUGCUGGGAGACGAGGCGCUGGCUCUGAUCUGUGGCAUGCUGCCGCCGGAUGGAGCCAAGUCUGGUCUGAGGGAGCUGACUCUAAGCGCCAACCCAAGAAUCAGCUCCAAAGGCUGGGCUCGGCUCUCCAUUGCAGUGGCUCACAGCUCACAGCUCCGGGUUCUGAACCUGGACUACAACCCACUGGGUGAUCAAAUUGCAGCCAUGCUGGCUGUCUCCGUGGCAUCUAGCAGAACACUGGAGGUUCUGGACUUAGAAGGAACUGGAUUGACCAACCAGUCAGCACAGGUGUUUCUGGACAUGGUGGCGAACUACCCAACCAGCCUGCGGAUUUUGGUUUUGGCAGAGAACGCCAUCAGUCCAGAGCUGCAACAGCAGAUCAACGACCUGCUGUCCGAAGGAGAGGAGGACGACAGAGAGGCUCCGCCCCUGCUGCGAGGCCCUGCUUACAGCAAUGCUCUCCAUCCAAUCAGAGACAAAUACCAGCCCCCCACCUGGCUCACAUGCAGCAAUUCCGGACCCCAGAUGGUCAUGUUGACGUCAGGUCUAGGUGAGAGCCUAUUGGCUGAGACUGAGAUGUGACUCUUCCCACACUGAC
Nematolebias whitei (Rio pearlfish) is the source of this 1164-nucleotide messenger RNA. RefSeq names its product leucine rich repeat containing 73 (gene lrrc73). Bases 198 to 1148 code for a protein of 316 amino acids. The record is from RefSeq and is a predicted model, not a curated record. The transcript is spliced from 7 exons. Lineage: Eukaryota; Metazoa; Chordata; Actinopteri; Cyprinodontiformes; Rivulidae. Gene Ontology annotation, molecular function: protein binding.